UAUUUAGACCAUCCUGUUUUGGGCUGAUCAAUAGUAAAAAUUUAAAUGUUAUAUUUAUCAAAUUAAAAUUAUAACUUCGACCUAUUAUCAUAUAAUACUAAUACACUUGAUUUAAUAACGCUUGAUCUAGAGCAUUGUUAAGUCUUUGUGGUUGCUAGAAAGACAAAUCAUAAAAUUCUUUAAAUAUCAUUUUGGACCCCCACACACCCCUCUCAUUUUGUAGCCUAUAUAAGUAGAGCACCCCUUCGAUACAAUCAUCAACUCGAUCGAUAUUAUUAAUACUUUAGCAUAUAUAAUGUCUUCUUCUCAAGUUGGACAAGGAUCAUCAGUUACAUGGACUGCACAACAAAACAAGGCAUUUGAAAGGGCAUUAGCAGUGUACGACAAAGACACCCCUGACCGUUGGUCUAACGUUGCUAGAGCUGUUGGAGGUAAUAAAACUGCUGAAGAUGUGAAGCAACAUUAUCAACUACUUCUUCAUGAUAUCAUGUUUAUUGAGAGUGGUGGUGUGCCUUUCCCAAACUACACCACUCCUACCGGAGGCCGAUCCCGCGAUAAUAACAAAUAAUUCACAUUAAGGAUGCAAAUCUUUGGUUCCAACAAAGCAAUGAGGGGAAGAAAGAUGCAACCUUAAUUAUAUAUAAUACUACAUUUUUAUUCCAAGAAAUUAGUAACGUUACUACUAGCUAUAUUAAAAAAAAACAAUAACCAGAAUAUCACAUUUUCUUCUUGACAAUUCAAGUGAAGUGUAUAUCAAUUUCUUUGUACGUACAAGUUAAUUGUAUUAAUUUCAAUUUCAUGGAUGUACUAUAUGAAGGAAGCAUUUGAAUUCCUUCUACUUUGUAAUAGCAUUCAUGUUUGAUCUCUUUCUAUAAAACGACUUCUUGUUUUAAAAAAA
Solanum lycopersicum (tomato) is the source of this 898-nucleotide messenger RNA. RefSeq names its product transcription factor RADIALIS. Lineage: Eukaryota; Viridiplantae; Streptophyta; Magnoliopsida; Solanales; Solanaceae. Gene Ontology annotation, molecular function: DNA-binding transcription factor activity. The record is from RefSeq and is a predicted model, not a curated record.